AUGGCCGACUCCAAAAAACCCGCUGUUCUGAUUGUCGGUGGUCUCGGCUUCAUCGGUCGACACCUCGCGCUAUACAUCCACGAGAACAAUUUAGCCUCGGAAGUCCGGUUGGUAGACAAAGUCCUCCCACAAUUGGCCUGGUUAGCCCCAGAAUUCGAAGAAGCAUGUUCCAAGGACAAAUUCGUCCAGGCAGAUGCCAGCCGUGAACAACAUUUCCCGCGCAUCUUCGACCGAGCCAACGGCGAACAAUUCGACUACGUGAUUAACUGCGGCGGAGAAACACGCCACUCCCAACCAGACGAUGUCUACGAAGUGCGCAGCUACGCUCUCUCUCUCGCUCUCGGCAAGGAAAUCGCCCGACGCGGCAUCCCCGCCUUCGUCGAGACCUCCACCGCGCACGUCUACAAGGGUAGUUCAACGCCACGAAAGGAAACAGACAAACUCGCCCCCUGGCACAAGCUAGCCGCGUGGAAACUAAAGGCUGCGGAGGAUAUGCGUAAAAUUCCGAAUCUGCAGUACUGCGUUCUACGUCUGCCCCACGUCUACGGCGCUUACGACUCAGGAUACUUCGCCACGGGCGUUUGUCUAUCCGCCGUCUAUGUCGAUCUCAAGCAAGACUUGGUUUUAUUGCAUACCAAGGACUUGAAAAUUAACACUCUGCAUGUUAAGGAUGCUGCUAGCGCGCUGUUCGCGGCUGCCAAAUGGCGCGCCGCGAAGGGCUUCAUCGAUCCCAAUACUGGGGUUGUUACUUUCAAUGUUGUCGAUCAUAAUGACACGAAACAGGAACACGUUGCUAAAGCCCUGAUGGAGGUGUUCGAUCUCAAGGUCGUGUUCAUCGGGUCGCUUGCUUCACAGCUCGCUAAGCUGAACAUGGACGAUGUACUCGAUGAUAUGAAUGAGGUCGGCCUGCAGACUUGGGCUGAGCUCGUCGAGAGGGCAAACAUCACGCGGCCGGGACCGAUCAGUCCGUUCCUAGAGCGUGACGUUAUCAAGGGUGAUGAUAUGUCCAUUGACGGGUCCAAGUUCGAGAAUGAGGUUGGCUGGAAGCCAUUGUACCCGAACUUCGGCGCUGACAGCAUCCGCGAAAUUGUGGACAGCUACAAGCGUAUGGGUUGGUGGCCAUGA
Molecule: messenger RNA, 1125 nt
Organism: Penicillium expansum
Lineage: Eukaryota; Fungi; Ascomycota; Eurotiomycetes; Eurotiales; Aspergillaceae
Product: NAD-dependent epimerase/dehydratase family protein
Exons: 3
Coding region: 1-1125 (374 amino acids)
Source: RefSeq, a predicted model, not a curated record